AUCAGCCUUAUCAGCUUCCUCAACAACAACAAAACAAAAAAAAACAACCAACCCAAAAUGAAGACCAUCGUUGCAUUCGCCUUCGUGCUCGCCCUCGCCCUGGCCGCCCCCCUGGAUGACGCUAAGAAUGCCCAGAUCCUGAAGUACGAGAACGACAACAUCGGUGUCGAUGGCUACAAGUUUGCUUUCGAAACCAGCGAUGGACAUCAGCGCCAGGAGCAGGCUGAGCUGAAGAAGCUGGGCGAUGAUGUGGAGGCGCUGGUUGUCCGUGGCUCGUACUCGUUCACCGCCGAUGAUGGCCAGGUGUACACCGUCAACUAUGUUGCCGAUGAGAACGGAUUCCGCCCGGAGGGUGCCCAUCUGCCAACCGUCUAAAGUGGCCCCCGAACGAACAGCGUGACCGUAUGGGCGAACGCAACCCGGGACUGACCCCUGGGUACCAUCGGGCGUUCGCCAGAAAAGUCCGGAACGUCGCUUCCCACGGAAAAAGGGAGCGAAGGGCCGGGCUUUUAGCACACAAUCGAACACAAACAAACACACACACAGAACAAAACGUAGAUCAUAUUUUUGUGUACAUUCUUUGUCUGGUUUCUUAACGUUCUGUACAUUUGAGCUAAGGCUUCUGAGCGGUUUUCGAGAGGGAGAUAGAGGGCCGUUUGAUUUAAAGUUACCUGCUACUCUUUAAUUUUUGUUUUAAAAUGAAAAUAGUUUUGCUUGCCAUGACGCGGAGGCCAAGAAAAAAACAAACAGUGGAAUUCUUUUCUUUCUUCGCUUGAUGGGAAAGUAUUCCGCUUCCCGGUAUUGCUCGAGAUUUGUGACAAAAGCCGAGUGACCGCUGCGGUCAUAGCUUUUUAACCAUCGUGUCGUACCAACGCAACCAACUCUAAUAAACUCAUU
This is a messenger RNA of Anopheles aquasalis, 897 nucleotides long. RefSeq names its product flexible cuticle protein 12-like. Gene Ontology annotation, molecular function: structural constituent of chitin-based larval cuticle. Gene Ontology annotation, cellular component: chitin-based extracellular matrix. NCBI's taxonomy places the organism in Eukaryota, Metazoa, Arthropoda, Insecta, Diptera, Culicidae. The record is from RefSeq and is a predicted model, not a curated record.